Molecule: messenger RNA, 2032 nt
Organism: Betta splendens (Siamese fighting fish)
Lineage: Eukaryota; Metazoa; Chordata; Actinopteri; Anabantiformes; Osphronemidae
Gene: tm2d3
Product: TM2 domain containing 3
Exons: 6
Coding region: 54-839 (261 amino acids)
Source: RefSeq, a predicted model, not a curated record
GCCAUUUUCCCAAAUGUACCUUGAACGCACCGUAAGCUUGUUCCGCUGCAGCAAUGGCUUCUAUUUGUCAGAUAUGGAGACCUGAUCGAGGACGUUGUUUCAAAAUCUCUGGAAUUGUCAUUUUAUUGUUCCUGGACCUGGUACUACAGUGCGUGAAUGGGUAUUUGAGCUCUCCUCAUAUCGGCCAGGAGCCUCCGUACACAAGAGAUGCCCAGCAUGGACCUUCCAUCACUAGCCCAGCGGUCCUGCCUUCAUCCUCAGUGUCUCCUACAGAUAAUGAGAACUACACCUCAAAGUGUCCCAGUGGGGGGUUGUGUAGUCGCCUGCCAGCUGAUUGUAUUCACUGCAAUUAUCAAUACAACUGCACCUAUGGGAAACCAGCAAAUUUUCUUUGCCACACAAAAAAAGGAGUUCACUGCAUCGGAGAUUCAGGACGACAACAAUCUAACUUCACCUUGUCCGUCACCUGUCAGUUCUGCUGGCAGCUUGAUCCAUCUCAAUACCGCUGCUCAAACUCCACCAACUGCAUGACAGUGUCCUGCCCACGCGAGCGCUACAAUGCCACUUGUGAUGUGUUGGAGCAUGUACAUUGUUUAGGUAAAAGACGUUUUUCUAAACGAUUAUUUUGCAACUGGACUGGAGGAUACAAAUGGUCAACAACAUUAGCACUCAGCAUUACACUUGGUGGUUUUGGAGCAGAUCGGUUUUACCUGGGCCAGUGGAGAGAAGGUCUGGGCAAACUGUUCAGCUUCGGAGGCCUGGGUAUUUGGACUCUGAUAGACGUUCUUCUGAUAGGGGUUGGUUAUGUGGGGCCUGCGGAUGGUUCGCUCUACAUCUAAAGCAAAGGUCUGGAGAUGUGGCUGAUUGGAUUCAGAGCAUUUCCUCCUCACUCUCAAAGACAGCAGAUCUCAGAAGUGGCGUUCUUACCAUGUUUGCCUGCAGAAGCUCCUUGUGCAACACAUCUCCAUCCCAUCUGCUAACACGCAGGAAGUGUUUUCCUCAUCACACCAACCAUGACUCUACCCACACAGCCAUCAGAUCAAUUCCAAUCACUUUGAAGAUUCUGCAGAUAGAGCUGUGCAGGAAGACGAAGAGCCAGUAAUUACUCUGGUUUGAUCGAAUUGGUGGUCAGGCUCUGUCAUGCUGAUAUAAUGAUGCAUUUAGUUUCCUGUGGAGCCGUGCUUUCGCUAAGUUCCCGUCCCUUUCAUGCUGUGUGCUAUUUUGUUCUUAAAGUUAGGUAAAUGCAUUAAUGGCUGAGUAAAACAGUCUCAGUAGGGAAUCUAAAGGGUAUUUAUGCCUUGAAGGAGCUCAUGAAAAUACACAACAGUAUGUGAAAAGAUAUUCCUGUGGCUCAAUUUAUCGGUUAUUUCACAUGCACUGUUUGUUCCGAGUGAACAUUGCAGGCCUCAACUGUAUCAGUAAUGAGAGCUUGGCCUUUCUGUACUUUCUGGCAUCACGUACUGCUGCAUGUUGUGAUUUUUGGGAAAGGCACAGACACUAAACUUCAGCAUUGUAGACAUGUUCAUGAUAAUUAACAAGAGACUUUACCUAUGUUGCACUAAAACUGCAGUUACUUGUGGUUUCUCUCAUGCUGGAAAUGUCAGAAAUAUCUUUUGCAGUCAGUUUGAUUUCAGUCAUCCCACUGUAAAAUAACAUACUGUGUAUAAACACUAAGAUCUUUGCAGCAUAAAAUGUUUAAAGGCUCAGUUUGUGUAAAUAUGAUUCAGUGUCUUGUCAUUAUUGUUUUGUUGAAACACUGUAAAUGCUAUAUUUAAGUUAUGUAAAUAAAACGUAUGUGUUGUUUCCCAACACAGACAAGAACCAAGGCUAAAUAUUUUUAAUGUUUGACACUGGCCUGAUUUGUUAAUGCCAUUUAUGUCCACAGUGUGACCUGAUUCUCAACAGCUAAUUAAAGAGGCGAAAUAAAUUAUCAAUGAAAAGGCAGAAUAUUUCUUCUUUGAAUGCUACGUUGGCUGAAAUUAUUUGAUAUUGAAAUUUAAUCCUGAAUAAAAUACUUUCUUGUUCUUUAUUA